AUGGGGGAGUCACGGAAGAAAGCCCUGCAGUCUUACUUCGACCGCCUACUGAGGCUCAUCGAGUUUAACGUGGCUGUGGAGGAUGACUUCAUCCAGGUUGCUCACAGCUAUGAAGCUUCGAGGAGGAAGUGGCAGCAGGCAGAGAAGGUACUGAGGGAGAAGCAGGAACUGCUGCUCCGAUGUGAGAUUGAGCGCUCAGCGCUGCAGGUGAAGCUGAAACACGCCCGCAACCAGGUGGAUGUGGAGAUGAAGAGGCGCCAGAGGGUGGAGACUGAGCUGCAGACGGUGGAGCGGCAGAUGCAACUGAUUGGAGAUCUCAUACAGAAUGACGGUCAGACUGUGGCCCCCCUCAGUGACUCCGUACUGGCUUUUUUUGGUGGACAGAGGACUGCCACCCAUGGAGCUGGCAACAGGUUGUCCAUGGUGGACGAGUCAUGCGGCUCCUUCCUGUCAGACAUCAGUUAUGACCAGACGGAAGACGACCUGGAUCUGGACGAUCUGGCUGGAAGACCUGUAAAAUUAAAGCCACGGGAGAGAAGGCGUUCCUCUCUAGCUCCUCUGGUCACCCACUUUGCGAAAAAAUCCAGGCCAAGUCUAAAUACAGCCAUGGUGAACGAUCAAAUCAAAGAGGCCGUAAUCGCAAAGACAACAAUGUUGAUCUCAGACGGGGGUCCCAUCCAAGCCACGUCCUCCAUUGAGUCUGCGCCGCGCCGCAGAUCCCGGAAGAGUCGUCCUCUUUCCUGCUUCCACGAUCAGUCCUCUGUGCUACCGCAGAUCAAUGAGACCGAGCAUGAGCUGGAUCUAGACAUUGGUCCUCCCACCCUGCAGGUCCCGUGGCAGGCGCAUGUCUUCCUCUCCAAAACUAUGAUCCGUGCUGAACAGUGCUCAGUCUGUGGACACAAGACCAGAUUCGGGAAGAUGUCCUUGAAGUGCCGAAACUGUCGGAUUCUGCUACAUCCUGAAUGCAGAGACUACUGCCCCAAGCAGUGCCCUCCAGCCUUACUGCCUGUUCAGAAUCCGAUCCUGAAAAAGGGGCAGAUAUUGCUUUCCAACUUUGCUCCUGCCACUCCUCCUAUGGUGCCCUUGCUGGUGGUCCAGUGUGUAAAUGAGAUCGAAAAGAGGGGUCUAAGGGAGAGAGGUCUAUACCGCAUCUCAGGCUGUGAUCGGCAGGUGAAAGAGAUGAAACAGAAGCUUCUGUAUGGUAAAGUCAAGUCACAGCAGCUCUCGAAGGAAGACGUACAUACCAUCUGCAGCAUUCUAAAAGAUUUCCUGCGCUCCCUACAUGAGCCUCUUCUGACCUUCUCCCUCCAUGCCCAUUUCCUGGAUGCAGCUGAUAUUCUCAAUGAGAGUGAUAGUAAAACUGAGAUCUGUCAAGCUGUGCAAGAUCUCCCUCCUGCCAAUCGAGACACCUUGGCUUUCCUCAUCCUCCACCUGUACAGGGUGAUGCGCAGCCCGGAGUGUCAGAUGGAUAAAAUGAACUUGGCUCGAGUCCUCGGCCCGACUAUUGUUGGGCACUCCGUGCCAGAUCCCAGCCCUCUCAUGAUCAUGCAAGACACCCCCAGACAGGCCAAGGUGAUGUCUCUUCUGCUGUCUCUGCCUUCCGGAUUCUGGAAUCAGUUUCUCUCCAACAACCAGGAGAAUGAGCAUUGUGACUCAGUGAGCACGGCACAAGAGCGUCUUUUCCGUCCGCUGACGUCUCCCGAGAUCAACUCUUCGCUGGCUGCUCCUCUGAAGCCCGGCGUCCCCUCCCCGUACUUAACCGAGUCCGCCAGCAAAAGUGACCUGGUGAGGAAACCGGGAAGGUUUUUCACUUCUCCAAACAACUGA
Nanorana parkeri is the source of this 1827-nucleotide messenger RNA. RefSeq names its product rac GTPase-activating protein 1-like. Lineage: Eukaryota; Metazoa; Chordata; Amphibia; Anura; Dicroglossidae. The record is from RefSeq and is a predicted model, not a curated record. The transcript is spliced from 16 exons. Bases 1 to 1827 code for a protein of 608 amino acids. Gene Ontology annotation, biological process: signal transduction.